Messenger RNA from Rhizoctonia solani, 1143 nucleotides. Its product is annotated as major facilitator superfamily transporter. The transcript is spliced from 7 exons. Gene Ontology annotation, biological process: transmembrane transport. Gene Ontology annotation, molecular function: transmembrane transporter activity. NCBI's taxonomy places the organism in Eukaryota, Fungi, Basidiomycota, Agaricomycetes, Cantharellales, Ceratobasidiaceae. Bases 1 to 1143 code for a protein of 380 amino acids. The record is from RefSeq and is a predicted model, not a curated record.
AUGACGCCUCCUUUAUGGAGUGUCGGCGUGGGGGGUAAUCUUCCUGUGGAUAGCGCUAUAUUCUUAGAAUUUCUGCCGGGCACUCACCAGUAUCUCUUAACAAUACUGUCAAUUUGGUGGGCGUUCGGUCAAUUACUUGGGAGCUUAAUAGCAUGGCCGAUUAUUUCGAACUACUCGUGCGACGCAACCGCGACGACAUGUGCUCGUAGAGAUAACAUGGGGUGGCGCUACUUCCUCAUUGCCAUGGGUGGUCUCAUGAUAGUACUAUGGUUCAUCCGAUUUUUCGUAUUCCGUCUUUACGAAUCACCGAAAUACCUGAUGGGUCGUGGUCGAUUCGCCGAGGCAGUCGAAGUCGUUCACGCCGUUGCCAAGUAUAAUGGCAAGUCUGUAUCACUGACGACCGAAGAGCUCGAGACCGCAGGUGUCUCUGGCAAUCAUGCGAACACGGCAAAGGGUAUCGAGGAAGGCCCUCGUGAAUUAGAUACGACUGCUCGAGCCGCGCUUAAGCGCAAGUUUGAGCAAUUCAACGGAGACCAUGUCCGAUCCUUGUUUGCAACGAGGAAGAUGGCUAUUUCGACCUCGUUAGUCAUCGCGAUUUGGGCUAUUAUUGGCUUGGCGUUCCCGUUGUAUAAUUCAUUUGUCACCUAUUUCCUUGCUACUCGAGGAGCUGACUUUGGCGAUGGAUCGGUCUACAUAACAUACCGCAACCAGGUUAUACUCAGCGUCAUUGGUGUACCCGGGGCUCUUUUAGGAGGAUGGGCUGUCGAGGUACCCUUCCUGGGACGGCGUGGAACACUUUCGAUUACUACAAUUCUCACUGGUGUCUUUCUAUUCGCUAGCACAACCGCCCGUAGUUCUGAUGCACUGCUCGGGUGGAACUGCGGGUACAGCUUUACCAGCAACAUCAUGUACGGCGUACUGUACGCAAUGACUCCUGAGCUAUUCCCAACAAAAGAUAGAGGAACUGGAAACGGCAUCGCCGCAACCGCAAAUCGUAUUUUUGGUAUCAUGGCUCCUAUUAUUGCAUUAUAUGCAAAUUUAUCGACCUCGGUGCCUAUCUACGUGUCAGGCGCUCUCUUCAUUCUGGCUGGAUUUGUUGCCCUCUUACUUCCAUUCGAACCACGGGGGAAAGCUUCAUUGUAA